UUUGUACUUAUAUUUAAAAAUAAAUUUGUUCAUUAACUAUAUUAGGCAGGAUUUAAGAUUUGGGUUGAAUUUUAGAGGUUUCGCGGUCUAGUCGUUGGAGUUGAUUUUUGUGCAGUAGUCGGUCCUAAGUGGGCUAUGCUAUAUUGCUAAAUGCUAAUUAUUAAAAAAAAAAAAAAACUAAUGCAUUCGUUCCGUUAUUUUUGUGCUUCAUGAAUCUUGAACUUUUUAUUACUUACUUACCUAGAUCGUAAUUAUCUAAUGCUCCAGACUAAUACGUAGGUAUAGUAAAGAUAUUGGCAUCAUCUUUGGUGAACAAAAAAAGAUUGCCAGACAUAAGGAUGGCUGAUUCCUAUGGUUUACUAGAUUUAUCCAACGCCGAACGCUUGCUCGUUGAACAAAAGACUGAAGUUUUCCAAUCUCGUAAGAGGUAUAAAAUCAAGAAUGAACGGGGCCGUAUUGUGUACUACAUGGUCGAUGAACCAUCGGGUUGCUUGUCUGGCUCAAGUUCCAUGAAUAUAUUGAAUCUUAAUCAGCAAGAAGUUAUUUACUUGAGUCGUCAACGAAGCUGCGAAUCCGUCUCAUGUUUUCCAUUAUGUUGUGGUUCUUUUCAAAAAUUGGAAGUAAGAUCAUAUUGUGGUGAUUUACUCGGUAGAGUAGAUGAGAUCGUCGGUUGGUCUGCAGAAUCUUAUGAUGUCAAAGAUGGUAGUGGAAAUAUUGUAUUCAAGAUCAAAAAAGCUCCCGGAUCGUGUUGUAGAAAAAGCGUUGAAUUCAAAAUUUUAUCGCCGGACAAAUCGACUGAAAUUGGUCAAAUAAUAAAACGAUGGGGAAAUCUGAGGCAAGAAAAGUUCUCAAAGGUCGAUCACUUCGGUGUAUCGUUUCCGUUCGACUUGGAUGUUCAUAUAAAAGCUGUUUUGAUGGGUGCUUGUUUUAUGAUUCAUGAUUUCCAUUUCAAAGAAGGUAGACGUAGAUAGUACCUAUUACGAUGAUUCGAGUCCAUUUGACUAUAAGUUGACAAUAAUGAAUGAGAAACGAAAAAUGAAAAAUCCUCUGCUCGAUUGUUAAAUUCUCGACUCUGGUGUUUUUACUUAUUGCUAAGUUAUGUAUUUUAUUGAAUGAAUAACUUUUAUUCAGUGUUUAAUUUUGUAAGUUUUUUUUUUUUUUUUUUUUUUUUUUUAAAUGUUAGGUAAGUACCUACUUAUUGGCUACUUAUUUUUAUGAAGUCCAGCCGGUGUUUCAGAAUAAAUUUGAUAUCUUUUUACAUUU
Planococcus citri (citrus mealybug) is the source of this 1263-nucleotide messenger RNA. RefSeq names its product phospholipid scramblase 2-like. Gene Ontology annotation, molecular function: phospholipid scramblase activity. The coding region runs from base 339 to 971 and encodes 210 amino acids. The record is from RefSeq and is a predicted model, not a curated record. Gene Ontology annotation, biological process: plasma membrane phospholipid scrambling. Lineage: Eukaryota; Metazoa; Arthropoda; Insecta; Hemiptera; Pseudococcidae. Gene Ontology annotation, cellular component: plasma membrane. The transcript has 6 exons.